AUGCCAAUUUACCUGCUGCUGCUUGUCGGGAUUACCCUCUCCCCCCUAUGUGCACAUAAAGGGGAGGCAACCGCCAGGUACAGCUACAUAACAAGCAGAAACAACGUACCAGUGGGGAGAUUAAGAAAUCUAAAAAAAUCCAGAACGAAGUUGCUCCUUUCACCCGGUGAACACAACGAACACGGGAUCAGAAUCCCGUCGUUGUUACUCUCCAAGAGAAUCAUAUUUCUGUCAUCUCCAGUGUAUCCCCACAUCUCCGAGCAGAUAAUCUCACAGCUCCUCUACCUGGAGUAUGAGUCCAAAAGAAAACCCAUCCAUCUAUACAUUAACAGUACAGGCGAUUUAGAAAACAAUAAAAUUAUAAACCUUAAUGGAAUCACAGAUGUCAUAUCGAUCAUCGAUGUGAUUGAUUACAUCUCGUCUGAUGUGUACACAUACUGUUUGGGAAAGGCAUAUGGCAUUUCCUGCAUUUUGGCUAGCAGUGGGAAAAAGGGGUUUCGCUUUUCGCUGAAAAACUCCUCCUUCUGUUUGAACCAAUCCUACUCGGUUAUCCCCUUCAAUCAAGCCACCAACAUAGAAAUACAGAACAAGGAAAUUAUGAACACGAAGAGGAAGGUCGUCGAGAUUAUUGCCAACAACACGGGGAAGGAGAAGAGCCACAUCGAGCGCAUUUUGGAGAGGGACAGGUACUUCAGCGCCACGGAGGCUGUGGAAUUCAACUUGGUGGAUCACAUCCUCGAGAAGGAGUAG
Molecule: messenger RNA, 750 nt
Organism: Plasmodium inui San Antonio 1
Lineage: Eukaryota; Apicomplexa; Aconoidasida; Haemosporida; Plasmodiidae
Product: ATP-dependent Clp protease, protease subunit
Exons: 1
Coding region: 1-750 (249 amino acids)
Biological process (GO): protein quality control for misfolded or incompletely synthesized proteins
Cellular component (GO): endopeptidase Clp complex
Molecular function (GO): ATP-dependent peptidase activity; serine-type endopeptidase activity; ATPase binding
Source: RefSeq, a predicted model, not a curated record